GAGAGAGAUGGUAGAGGAGCGCGGAAAAGAAGAAUUAAUGAGUAGAAAAGGUGCUGAGACGAGAAAACGGGACGGAUUUCCAGAUACAAUUUGAAACAGUUUGUUUAGGCCGGAAACAAACUUCCCGGGAAGUUUAACCACCUGAGAACGGAGAGAGAGAGUGAGAGAGAGAGAGAGAGAGAGAGAGAGAGAGAGACUCGGUGCAUAAUAAAUCCGUAUCAUCCUCCAACCAGCAGCGGCACAGACUGACACUCGGCUCUGUCUCCAUCCACUAGAAAAACUUCUGCAAACUUUGAAACUUUCAGUUGUUAGAUUUUCCGUACGAUUGUAAGAUUUCUCAUUUACGAUGGCCGAUAACAAAUGAUGAAGUGGAAGAAUUAAUAUUGUCUUAAAGUGGCGAUUUUGCAGCGUGUGUGGACAUGUUUUCUCUGUCAGCUCUUCUCGGCCUCCAACUGCGCUCGGAUGUCUCUUCCCUCUGACAAACCAAAGUAGAAACAAACAAACAAACAAACAACAAAUCAAUUUACGCCUUUACAAAACUGUGAUCAAGUCUAAAUCAUAAGACAUGACUUCGUCCACUCCACCCUCCUCUCGUAGUCCUUCCCCUCAGAAAGUCUGUCAUUCCCAGACUCAGACAGAUGUUCUGAAGCCGCUGCUGGGUGGAGGUGGUGGAGGUGUUUCAGGAGGUGGAGCUGCAGCAUUGAGGAGGCGUCGACGUGUCUUGUCUAAGGAUGGCCGAAGCAAUGUGCGCAUUGAGCAUGUCAGUGGCCGUGGCGCUCUCUACCUGCGUGACCUCUGGACGACCUUCCUGGAUAUGCAGUGGCGUUACAAGCUUUUUCUAUUCUCGGCCACGUUCGCAGGAACUUGGUUUGCUUUUGGAGUUCUGUGGUACCUUGUGGCACUGGUGCACGGAGACCUCCUGGAGUUUGACCCACCAUCCAACCACACCCCCUGUGUGAUGCAGGUCCAGACGCUGACAGCUGCUUUCCUUUUCUCGCUGGAAUCACAGACUACAAUUGGCUACGGUUUCCGGUGCAUCACAGAGGAAUGUCCAGUCGCCAUAAUCCUUCUCAUAGUGCAGCUAGUUAUUACAAUGGUGAUGGAGAUCUUCAUCACAGGAACCUUUCUUGCGAAGGUGGCUAGGCCGAAAAAGCGUGGUGAAACAGUGAAAUUUAGUCAGCAUGCAGUCGUGGCCAAUCAUGAGGGCCAACCUUGCCUUAUGAUCCGUGUAGCCAACAUGAGAAAGAGCCUGCUGCUUGGAUGUCAGGUAACUGGUAAGCUGCUGCAGACGUCUUUGACUAAAGAGGGUGAAACCGUUCGGCUGGACCAGAGGAAUGUGGCUUUCCAAGUGGACACCUCCAGUGACAGCCCUUUCCUCAUUCUUCCUCUCACCUUCUACCAUGUCAUUGAUGACAGCAGCCCACUCCGUCCUUGGGCUGCCAAAGGUGGAGGCUGGACAGACCCAGAAAUGGCAGACUUUGAACUUCUGGUAAUAAUGAGCGCCACAGUGGAGCCCACAUCAGCCACUUGCCAGGUGCGAACCUCCUAUUUACCAGACGAAAUCCUGUGGGGCUAUGAGUUUCCCCCUGUCGUCUCGCUCUCUCCAUCAGGGAAAUACGUGGCUGACUUCGCCUUCUUCGACAAGGUGGCUAAGACCAAGACCCCGCCAUGCUUUAAGCAGACCUCUCCUUCUAACUUAGCCUCAGACAGUGGCCAAAAUGGAGGAGGAGGAAAGGAUCAGGAGAAGAUGAGGCUGGAGGAGAACUUCAAGGAGGAAAGGGGACGUGAUAGAGGGAGGAUCCGGGAUAGCAGCCCACUUAGCGUUCGCAUUAGCAAUGUUUAGUGAGAGAGAGAGAGAGAGAGAGAAAGAGAGACAGACAGAGAGAGAGAGAGAGAGAGAGAGAGAAAGAGAGACAGACAGAGAGAGAGAGACAGCAAGAGAGACAGACAGACAGAGAGAGAGAGAGAGACAGCAAGAGAGAAAGAAGGAAUCUGACUAACCAUAAGCUACUAUAAGCAGAGGAAUCUAAGAAGUUCACAAUAAAUCCUUUUUCAGAAGACACAUUUUUUCAUAUACACUGGGACUGCCAAGUGUGAACACUGGUAUCAUCAUCUUCUGGCUAAAAUUAAAUAAUCUCACUUGAACACUCGCCUUGUUGCAAGAAUGUUUGAUUUUCUUUAUUGUACUUUCAUUUUUACGACUUGGACAAUGACAGGAUUAUGAAAAGAUCAAAAGGCCAAAAUAUGCAAAGACUGAUUUAAAACCAUCAUUAGUUACUGAAGGAUCAGGGGAACUAUGUCCUGGGACUUGUAUUUGUAUUUCUUUUUGAUGGACUGGACUGGAAUGAUGCUAUUAUGUUACAUGUGUAUAUAUUUGUACCUAACAGUGCCAGUUUGAGUACUCAGUCUUUGAGUAUAGAUCUAGUUUUUUAUGUGGAAAAAUUUUUAGUCCCUGAAGCAAACAUGUUGAUGCAGUAUGUUAACAAUACUAAAAGCACUUUAACUCUGUGAGAGGUUUUCUCUAGUUUUCGUUUUGAAAGCACAACUAACAAGUGUAUACAGGAUGGUGUUUAUCUCUCCUGUCAUUUCAAGCAUGUGUGGGUGUUUCUGUGAAUCUGUAGCAGUCUGCUUGGCUUGUUGCAAGGUGUGAUGUGAAAAUAUUUUUAGAAAUGUAUAAAAUGUAUGGACCUUCAUAGAGAUUUUUAUUAUUAUUAUUAUUAUUAUUAUUAUUAUUAUUAUUAUUGAAACAUGGAUGAGAUUCCUUUGGUACUAAAAACAAAUGAAUUAUCUGUCCUACUUGUGGGAAGAAAAUAUUUGUGUUCUAAUGUAUGUGAUAAAGCUCGGUUUUAAAAACCGAGACAUUAUCACUUCUAAUGUCUAAUGCCUUUAAAUGACCAUUUUUAAUAAAUAAUGUGUUCAGAAGCAGUCACGGGCUCUGCCUGCUAUGUACUGUAUGUCUAAAAACUUGAAUUGUAAAAAAAAAAAAAAAACAUUAAAUGCUUUCUUAGGCAGCCAAAAUUUGAUAAUAAU
This is a messenger RNA of Hemibagrus wyckioides, 3030 nucleotides long. Its product is annotated as ATP-sensitive inward rectifier potassium channel 10-like. The coding region runs from base 566 to 1843 and encodes 425 amino acids. Gene Ontology annotation, cellular component: plasma membrane. Gene Ontology annotation, molecular function: inward rectifier potassium channel activity. NCBI's taxonomy places the organism in Eukaryota, Metazoa, Chordata, Actinopteri, Siluriformes, Bagridae. The record is from RefSeq and is a predicted model, not a curated record. Gene Ontology annotation, biological process: regulation of monoatomic ion transmembrane transport; potassium ion import across plasma membrane. The transcript has 6 exons.